Trichomonas vaginalis G3 is the source of this 1566-nucleotide messenger RNA. Its product is annotated as protein kinase protein. Gene Ontology annotation, biological process: protein phosphorylation. Gene Ontology annotation, molecular function: ATP binding; protein kinase activity. The coding region runs from base 1 to 1566 and encodes 521 amino acids. The record is from RefSeq and is a predicted model, not a curated record. The transcript has a single exon. Lineage: Eukaryota; Parabasalia; Trichomonadida; Trichomonadidae.
AUGAGGUCAAGAGGCGUGGCCCUUCGUGAAUUUCGCGAAAUGUUUGCGCCUUAUUGUUUUCUCAAAAAGGAUACCAUACCGAUGCAAAAGCUUGAAACGGGAGAUUAUGGUUAUUCCAACAUUUCAAAAUAUUCUAUCACGAAUCGCAAUAUAGUAAUAAAACAAAUAUAUUAUGCAGAUAGUGAUCAAGAAAAAUUAAACAAAUUAUUUUCUCAAUAUAUUUUGCUCAUGAGAGCUACAAAUAGGUAUUUAAAUCCCCCUAUCGGAUUUAUAUUUAACAAUCCUAUUAUUAUUGCUUCGAACUAUAUACCAAAUGGAAAUUUAUAUGAAGCCAUUAAGAGCGGUAGGCUCAAUCCAACAGACAAAACCAAAAUUGCAAUGGGAAUUGCAUACGCUUUGCGUAGAUUACACAAAAUGCACAUCGUUCACGGUGACCUCAAAUCUCGGAACAUUAUGCUUGGAGAUGAUAUGCGCCCUCUUGUUUCUGACUUUGGAUAUGGAGCUAUAGCUUUAGCUUUACAGGUACCUAUUCAAUAUCGCAUAAAUGAUCCUUACUGGUGUGCUCCAGAAGUCCUUACUGGAGCUGUCCCAACAUCUGCAUCAGAUGUGUAUUCAUUCGGUACCUUAAUUUCCGAACUUUACAAUGAACAGGUUCCAGCUCAAGGAGCAGCAGUACUUGCACGUACUCAUCAAGAGUUUAUUCCGUCUUCUGCACCAAAAAUUCUUCGUGCGCUUGUCCAAUGUUGCACAAUGGAAAAUCCAGCACGGAGACCCGAUUUUCGUCGAAUUUACCGACUUUUCAAAAAUGGUAAUUGCUAUUUCCCAGGAACCGAUCUCACAUCCGUCAAAAAGGAAGUUAUAGCCAUCAAAGCUGAUAUUCAUAAAUCUCAUAACAGAUUUACACCUCUAAUUCCUUCUCCUUUGCCAAGCAGAGAGCAGAUUCAAGACUUGAUAAACAAAAACUCACAAAAAAAUCAACAAAGAAGAGCUCAACGACUUGUAACAAGCAAAUCUGCGUCAAUUGGCGUGAAAGAAGCACGUGCUCUUCCAAUUCAAGGUACAUUAAUCAACAAUGCAACAGAAGGGAAGUUUGCUGCACUAAAUGGAAAAAUGUCUCUUAGUUUGAAUGCAAAAUUAAAUAUGCAAAUUAAAGAUUCAACAAUUUCAAAAUUAAGUUCUCCAAAAGCCGAAGACAACAAUCCUAUGUCUCUUGCAAAUAAAACUGUUAACAUCUCUCUUCCUAAUCAUGGAAACAAAUUGCUAUCUGAUGGAUCAAAAUAUUUACGAUUACCACAUAAAUCACGUUAUCCAAGAGUUCCAAACUCAAUGAAUGAAAUUUGUGUUGUUGACAGGAUCUUCAAAACAAUUUCUGGAAUUAAAAUUGAGCGUUAUAAAGGCUAUGAUGCAAAGGCAAAGAUAACUCGAUCCUUGUUAACAAUAACAGCCCUAUUAAAACAAGGUAAUAUAUCAAUACCAUGCUUCCAGAAAGAAGAUUCACCUUCAGGAUUCAGUCUCUCCAAACAGGUAAUGCCAUUUUUGAGGCAAAGGCGAAGAUUAACUAAAUGA